Eucalyptus grandis is the source of this 1215-nucleotide messenger RNA. RefSeq names its product probable carboxylesterase 2. The record is from RefSeq and is a predicted model, not a curated record. Lineage: Eukaryota; Viridiplantae; Streptophyta; Magnoliopsida; Myrtales; Myrtaceae. The transcript has 2 exons. The coding region runs from base 40 to 1062 and encodes 340 amino acids. Gene Ontology annotation, molecular function: hydrolase activity.
CUUAUCAGAGAGCAACCCCCCUCUCUCUCUCUCUCUCUCAUGGAGCCAGGCAGCAAUUCAAGCAAAUCGGAAGUAGCCUUUGAGAGGCUUCCGAUGAUAAGAGUCUACAAAGACGGCCGCGUCGAGAGGCUCCUUGGAACUGACUUCGUCCCGCCGUCCACUGACCCCGAAACCGGCGUUUCAUCCAAGGACGUCACCAUCCCCGUCGCCGCCGCUGCCACCACGGCCACUUCCGAGCCCUCCUCCCAUGUCAUCUCCGCUCGUCUCUUCCUCCCAAAACUCACUGACUCCCGAAAACUCCCGCUCCUCAUCUACUUCCACGGUGGAGGGUUCUGCAUCUCCUCCCCGUUCACCGCCAUUCACCACGGCUACCUCAACGCCUUGGUCGCCAAGGCCAAGGUCGUUGCCGUCGCGGUGGACCACAGGAAGGCCCCGGAGCACCCGAUACCAGCGGCUUAUGAGGACGCCUGGGCUGCGAUACAGUGGGCGGCUUCACACUGCGACGGAGAUGGCCCGGAGGCUUGGCUGAACGAGCACGCCGAUUUUGGGAGGGUGUUCUUGUCCGGAGAAAGCUCAGGUGCCAAUAUUGCUCAUAACACGGCGAUGGCGGCCGGGGAUCCCGAGCUCAGGCUAAACAUCCGGCUUCUUGGAGUUGCACUAGUCCAUCCUUUUUUCUGGGGUUCCACUCCGAUCGGAUCGGAGGCACUGCCUCCUAAUAAGAGGGCCGAUGUGGACUGGCUAUGGCCUUUUGUUUGCCCGUCUAAGCCGGACAAUGAUGAACCGUGGGUCAACCCAAUGGCCGAUGGAGCACCGAGCUUGGCGGGGCUCGGGUGCGGGAGGGUGCUGGUGUGUGUGGCUGAGAAGGAUAUAUUAAAAGACAGAGGGCAGUUGUACUAUGAGGUGUUGGGUCGGAGCGGGUGGAUGGGCGUGGCGGAGAUCAUGGAGACGGAAGGGGAGGGUCACGGGUUUCAUUUGUUUGACAUGAAAACUGAGAAAGCUAAGGAUUUGAUCCGGCGGCUGGCAGAUUUCCUCAAUCGUGACUUGCCGCCUUUGAUGUCUUAAUUAGAAAAAUUCCCCAAUUUAUGUCUCAUUCUAUGGAAGAUGCGGUGGAAUAUUAGGAGUUAGUAUGGACGUACAUCUUAGACCGUUUGCCUCUUAGGCGGAACAUGUAUGAUUUCCACGUAUCAUAAAUAAAAUCAAAGGUUGUAAUGUACU